CCCUGGUUACGCCCCCACUUCCGCUCCUGCGCACUGGAGCUCUACGGCGAACGAUGCUACUGGAGGAAAUGGCUACUUCCCGCUUACCCCCGGCGACGUUAACGCUAAAGCAGUUCAUGAGAAGGCAACAAGUUCUCCUUCUCUACAGAAGGAUUUUGCAAGCAAUUCAGGAAGUUCCAAAUGAUUCUGAUCGCAAAUACCUGAAGGACUGGGCAAGGGAAGAAUUCAAAAGAAACAAAAGUGCCACUGAAGAGGAUACAAUCCGGAUGAUGAUUACUCAAGGCAAUAUGCAGCUCAAAGAGUUAGAAAAAACCCUUGCUUUGGCAAAAUCUUAACUAUAGCAUUAUUCUGAAAGACUUCCAGAGUUUCUGUAUGUAUCAUUGAGCAGAUUAGACUCAACGAUGGGCAGCCUUAAAGCAAGUCAAACUGUAGAGUACUUGGGAAAAUGUCAGAAUGUGGAGCAUGGCAUAUCAGUGCAAAUGAAAGCACAUCAGAAUAAUUGCCUUAACACUGAAAAACAUACCCUGCAUUUUGAAAAUGUUUUUGGAUGUGUCAGCAUUUCAAGCAGCAAAACCAGUAGAAGUAGUCAGGACUUAAGAUGCUCAAAACCAUUAACCCUCUGGGAAAUGCAACUUAAAACCACAUCGAAACAGUACCACAUCCACUGGAAUAACUAUAAUUAAAAACAGUUAAUAGCAAAUGUUGGUAAAGAUAUAGGGAAAUGGGACCCCUCAGACAUGCUGUGGGAAUAUCAGGUGGCACAGCCACUUGGAAAACAGACUGUCAGUUGCUUAAAAUAUUAAGUUACCAUACAAUUCAGCAGUUUCCUCCUAGGUUUACAACCAAGAGAACUGAAAAUCUUUCUACAAAAAACUUGUACAGGAAUACUCAUAGCAGCAUUAUUCAUUAUAGCCAAGAAGUAGAAGCAAUCCAAAUGCCCAUCAACUGACAAAUGAUCCAAUAAGAUGUCUGUAGAAUAUUAUGUAGCGAUAAAGAGGCACGAAGUACUGCUACACAUGGAUGAACCUGAGACCAGUCACACAAGAUCCCACGUUGUAGGAUUCCAUGUAGACGAAGUAUCUAAAACAGGAAGAAAGAAGCGGUUGCCCAGGGCUGUGGAUAGCGCGGAAAGUAACUGCUGAUGGAUAUGGGGUUUCUUUGCUGGGUGAGGAACACGUUCUGAAGUUAGAUUGGGGGUGUUGGUUGCACAAGUCUGAAUAUACUGAAGUCCGCUGAA
Messenger RNA from Ailuropoda melanoleuca (giant panda), 1237 nucleotides. RefSeq names its product LYR motif containing 2 (gene LYRM2). Lineage: Eukaryota; Metazoa; Chordata; Mammalia; Carnivora; Ursidae. Bases 54 to 335 code for a protein of 93 amino acids. The transcript is spliced from 3 exons. Gene Ontology annotation, cellular component: mitochondrion. The record is from RefSeq and is a predicted model, not a curated record.